CAGCCGAGCCUCAGUCCUCCAGCAGACCGGGACAGAGACGGACGGGACUACUCUCUCUCUCCCUUCCAUGUGUCACCUUUAAAUUAAAGAUAACAACAACCGACUGGAAACUCUUUUUUUAUUUUAUAUUCUUUUUUAAUUUAUUUAUCAUCUUUUUAACCUUUAAAACAAAUGACGCGAGAGAAGACGAGAAGAAGAAGAAGAAGAAGAAGCUCCCCAUCAGCUCUCUCCACCUUCUCCUCACUGCGCUCGUUCUCUGAGCUCUCAGCCGGCCGGAGAUGAAAAGCUGCAAAUGAGCCGACGAUGGCCGCCCAUCGAAUCAUCAGAGUGACGAACAACAAUCAUGUCCUCCCUCGCUGCAAGUCUGAGGGGACGCUCAUCGACCUCAGUGAAGGGGUCACCGGGGCCAGUCUCAGUGACGUUAAAGUGCCUUCUCCGAGUGCCUUGAGGCUGGACACUUCGUCUUCCUAUGGAGCUGCCCAGGAGGUGGUGGCCAUAAAGGAUUAUUGUCCGAGCAGCUUCACCACGCUGAAGUUCUCCAAAGGUGAGCGCCUGUAUGUGCUGGACACGUCAGGUGGAGAGUGGUGGUACGCUCACAACAACACAGAAAUGGGAUACAUCCCGGCCGCCUACGUCCAGCCAGUCAACUUCAGGAACUCUUCGCUUAGCGACAGCGGGAUGAUCGACAGCGUUGGCGAGGGAUAUGAGGACGGGUCGAAGGAGUUUGGAGGACUCGGGGAGUGGAUGGGGAUGAGCACAAAGCCCUCCUCGAUUUACAGCAACACCCCGUUCUCCGUGAACCCCUUCAUCUGUCCGUUAGAUCAAAACUACCGAGAUGUAAGCACGAGGAACUCAGCCGAUCUUAUUCUCUUUGACUCUCUGGCGUCACCGUCGUCUUGCUCUAACUUUACUACCAGUGCAACCAUGAGCAACGGGUUCAACAGCUGCCAUAUCAACACCACCAAUCAUCCCACCAGCCCCAGCCAAGAGGUUCCACCCAACUACCACAGGGACAAUCCAUUUUUCAGGAGUAAACGUUCUCAUAGUCUGUCAGAGCUGUCCGUCCUGCAGGCGCAGUCCAAUCCAACUUUACCUUCCUCUGGCUUCUUCACGGGACUUAAAGCUCCUUCACCGGAGCAGUUUCAGAGCAGGGAGGACUUCAGGACUGCUUGGUUGAACCACAGAAAGCUAGCCAGGUCUUGCCAUGACCUAGACUCCCUGGGUCAGAGUCCCGGAUGGGGUCAGACGCAGCCAGUGGAGACCAACAUAGUGUGCAGGCUGGACUGUAACGGAGGGGUGGUUCAGCUUCCCGACACCCACAUCAGCGUCCACAUCCCCGAGGGCCACGUCACCAACGGAGACCACCAACAGAUCUCCAUGAAAGCCUUACUGGACCCUCCUCUGGAGCUCAACACUGACCACUGCUCCAGCGUCAGCCCCGUGGUGGAGAUCAAGCUCAGCAACAUGGAGACCAAGUCCUUCAUCACGCUGGAGAUGAAGGUGUCCGUCACCGUGAAGAAAGAGAGUUGCCACACCGCUGAGCUGCUUUGUGUUCGGAGCGACUGCAAGGAAGGCCCUUACACGCCGAUCCCCAACGCUUAUAUAUACAAAGAUACAGUCCAGGUGCAGCUGGACAGUCUCGAGCCGUGCAUGUAUGUUGCUGUCGUGGCUCAAACGCAGUACAUCAGCAUCAAUACGACUGUUUGGGACCACGUGCAGAGGAAAGUAACUCUGGGCGUGUACGGACCUAAGCACAUUCACCCUUCUUUCAAGACAGUCGUGGCCAUGUUCGGUCAUGACUGCGCACCCAAAACCUUGUUGGUGAACGAGAUGGGCCGGCAAGCGACCACAACCCCACCGGUGGCGUUGCAGCUGUGGGGGAAGCACCAGUUUGUGCUGGGGUAUCCUCAGGACCUCCAGGUUGGGUUGUACUCCAACAUGUCCAACUACCAGGUGAAGUCGAGUGAGGGCACCGGGGUCGUUCGUGGCUUUCAGGUGAAACUGGGGAAGGUCAGCAGGCUCCUGUACAUGAUCACGUCGCUCAACCCCGGCAGCAUCUCGGACUUCACUCUCCGGGUCCAAGUCAAGGACGCCCUCGACUGUAUCCUCACCCAGUUCUGUGUCCAAACGCCACCACCACCGCCAAAAACCGGCGCAAGGAUUACAGGCCAGAGGAGGUUUCUGAAGAAGAAGGAGGUGGAUAAGAUCGUCCUCUCGCCGCUCGCCGUCACCUCCAAAUAUCCAAAGUUCCAGGACCGGUGCAUUACAAACCUGAAAUUCGGGAAGUUGAUCAAAACUGUGAUCAGGCAGCACAAGAGUACGUACCUGCUGGAGUACAAGAAGGGGGAUGUUAUUGCUUUGCUCAGCGAGGAGAAAAUCAAACUGCGAGGGCAGCUGCGAACCAAAGAGUGGUACAUUGGAUACUAUCAGGGGAAGAUGGGGCUUGUCCACGCCAAGAAUGUUUUGGUUCUGGGGAAGGUCAAGCCCGUUUACUGGUGUGGGCCGGACCUAACGACGACAAUGCUGCUGGAGCAGAUCCUGAAGCCUUGCAAAUUUCUCACGUACAUCUACGCCACCGUGAGGACGGUUUUAAUGGAGAACGUGGGGAACUGGAGGACAUUUGCGGAUGCGCUCGGGUACGGGAAUUUGCCGCUGAAUUACUUCUGCCGGACGGAGCUUGAGAACGAAGCGGAGAAGGUGGCGUCGGUUCUGGAGAAACUCAAAGAGGAGUGUACCAACAUGGAGAGCAAGGAGAGGAAGUCCUUCCAACGGGAGCUCAUGAUGGCGUUGCUGAAGAUGGACUGCCAGGGUCUGGUCGCCCGGCUGGUCCUGGACUUCGUCCUGUUGACCACGGCCGUGGAGGUGGCGUCCCGCUGGAGGGAGCUGGCUGAGAAGUUGGCCCGGGUGUCCAGGCAGCAGAUGGAGGCGUACGAGGCUCCGCACCGCGACAAGAACGGUCUGCUGGACAACGAGUCCAUGUGGAAACCAGCCUACGACUUCCUGCUGACGUGGGCCGCCCACGUGGGCGACAGCUACCGGGACGUGAUCCAGGAGCUCCACCUGGGCCUGGACAAGAUGAGGAACCCCAUCACCAAGAGGUGGAAGCACCUGACGGGCACGCUCAUCCUCGUCAACUGCCUGGACACGCUCCGCGGCGCCGCCUUCUGUCCCACCGGGUACGGAGACUUCGCCGUCUGAGAGCUGAUCGAGGGACUGAGGCCGAACCGGUGACGCUUUUCAGGAACAAGAUCUCGCGUUCGGAGUCUUGCUUUCGAACGGUUUCUUGCGCUGGAUGAGGAGUUAAAGUGAAACCAGAGGAUGUGUUUUUCCUGCUUUUCUGUCUGCAUCUCUUCUCUACCUCACCCUUUCUGUCUGGGCCUCUUUUCCAUUUCAGAUUUUCUUUCUUAUCGCUCCUUUCCAUCACCCUCAGGACAACAUCAGAGACCUCAGCCACUGCAGUGCACACACCUGGGACAUCUCCCCCCCCCCACGCCCCCGUCUUUAAAAUCAUUUUUCAUCGUUUUGUUUUUGUGAUCAUGUAUAGUCCACCAGCUCCAGUCUCGUUUCUCUCGGUUAAUGUGUGUGUGUGUGCUGAAUACGAUCUGAACGAGAGCCGCGUGACCAGUUUAUAUAUUUGUACCGAAAAACCGAGCGUUCGACGCACAGUCGUGAGUGAAAUCUGUUCAGAAAGUAUCAAUAAAAAACAGAAAUUUCAAAGAUA
Mugil cephalus (flathead mullet) is the source of this 3721-nucleotide messenger RNA. RefSeq names its product SH3 domain-binding protein 4-A-like. The transcript has 5 exons. Gene Ontology annotation, molecular function: protein binding. The coding region runs from base 304 to 3198 and encodes 964 amino acids. Lineage: Eukaryota; Metazoa; Chordata; Actinopteri; Mugiliformes; Mugilidae. Gene Ontology annotation, cellular component: cytoplasm. The record is from RefSeq and is a predicted model, not a curated record.